AUGGCUGCCGCUGCUGCAUUUGGGGGACGCCGCCAGCGAAUAUUUAGGGACAGAAAGGACUUUUUUGCAAUUUAUACCGACGAAGAACUUCUAAAACGUUUUCGUUUAGAUCGAGGUGGUAUUUUGUUUGUUACGGACUUGGUCAGGGACGCCGUAUCACCAUCUACCUGCCGAAACAAGGCCAUCUCGGCAGAAUUUAAAAUUGUCUGUACGUUACGGUAUCUGGCAACAGGUAAAAUGCAAUUAUGUAAUGGCGAUGACUUUGGACUUUCCCAGCCAAGCAUCAGUAAGGUUAUUACGGAAACGUUAAACGCCUUAACGACGCCAGUUAUAAUUCGACGUUUUAUAACCUUUCCUCUCAACCAUCAUGAGGUGCGAAUGAAUGAAGCCGCAUUUUUGCAAAUUGCUGGAUUUCCUGGCGUUGUCGGAGUUAUCGACGGUACUCACGUCCGUAUCCAGGCUCCACACAAAGACGAGCCUGAGUUUGUCAAUAGGAAGCACUUCCACAGCCUGAAUGUACAAGUAAUUUUUGAUGCCGAGUACAAGCUGAUGGAAGUGGUAGCCAAGUGGCCCGGGUCAACUCACGACGCACGGAUUCUGCAUGAGAGUGGCAUAAAGCAAAUGUUUGACCGGCGUCUCUUUCCCGGAGGAUGUCAUCUGCUAGGCGACAGCGGGUACCCAUGUAAAACAUGGCUCCUGACACCCUUCCUGAGACCUCAACCUGGCGACCAGUCACGCUAUAACAGGUAUCACAAUUACAUCCCCUUUACAACUAUGUAG
Gigantopelta aegis is the source of this 780-nucleotide messenger RNA. Its product is annotated as putative nuclease HARBI1. The coding region runs from base 1 to 780 and encodes 259 amino acids. The transcript has a single exon. Lineage: Eukaryota; Metazoa; Mollusca; Gastropoda; Neomphalida; Peltospiridae. The record is from RefSeq and is a predicted model, not a curated record.